AAAAUGAUGAUCAUCAUGAUGAUGGUUUGACAUUACAUGUUUUUCUACUGUGUCAGAGUCAAUAUUUUUCUCGGAUUUUGUUUUGAAAUUGUGUUUUGUUUGAUAGAAACAAUUGUCAACCGCCUGAGUUAUGGACGAACAACACAUUGCCAACGUUGAAUGUUUAAAUUCAUCGGAACGGUACAGUGACGGUGUUGUCAUUCUGCUGAAAUUGUUGGACAAUGUGAUCAGGGAGCCACAGAAUAGCAAGUACCGCACCAUUCGAUUGGAGAACAAAGUGAUCAAAGAGAAACUGCUGUGUCUGAAUGGCAUUCGGGAAUUGUUGGCCGGCAUCGGUUUUGAAGAGAUCGAAGGUGAACUACGUCUGCCUAGCAACCUGAUCAUUGCAAAACUGAAGAAGUUUCGAGACGUGCUAAAAGAACGACUGGAAUUCGUUCAACAAAAAUCGAACAAAAUCGACUCAACACAACGAAAUGAUGACAGCGCAACGGCCUCAUCAUCGACCAAAGACACUAGCAUUCAACGACCGACCGCGUCGAAUACCACCAAAUUGAUUGAAGUCAUUCCAAAGCGACCAUACCAUGAGCGAACCACAUUUUCUCGUGUCAUUCCAUUCAACAAUCCGUUCCUACAACAAAUGGAAACCACCUCCGAUAUGGUCAUGCAGUACGAAGAUGAGCGGUUGCUGCACGGCGGCAGAAAAGUGAUUCCAAUCGAAAGAUUGACAGACAAUGCCACAAAAAAGUUGCGGCUGAUUCAAAAGGAAAUCGUGUCGAACCGCACGUCGAACAAUCCGGAAUUGUGCCUGCGCGACCUGAUACUGUGCGAACUGACCAGAUGGUUCAAUGAGGAGUUUUUCACGUGGGUGAACUCGUUACCGUGCAAGAAAUGCGGCAACGAAGACGUGUCAACGAAAGGCAAUUAUGUGGAAAACGGUGUCCGAGUCGAGACAUUCACAUGCUGCAACGACACGUCGAAAUUCUGUCGUUUCAACGAUGUGGCGCUGUUGCUGAAGACUCGCCGUGGCCGGUGCGGCGAAUAUGCCAAUUGUUUCACAUUUUUGUGCCGAUGCCUGGGCUACGAUGCACGGCUGUGUUACGCCACCUUCGAUCAUGUAUGGACGGAGGUGUAUUCGGUGUAUCAGAAACGGUGGCUGCACAUUGACCCGUCCGAUAAUGUGGUCGAUGCUCCGCUUAUGUACCAGCACGGAUGGAAGCGAGACAUCGAUUAUGUGAUUGGAUUUUCGAGAGACGACGUCCAAGACGUCACCUGGCGCUAUGCGAACAAUCACAAGGAAUUGCAGUCGAAACGAUCAAAAUGCAGCGAAAGCGACCUACUCCAAACGAUUACGCUGUUGCGCAACAAGCGUCGAGUGAAACUGACACCGAUCCGCUGCACAUAUUUGAACAAACGUUCAAUGAUCGAACUGGUCGAAUUGAUGACGCCCAAACAGGUGACGGAAAAUGAGCGCAAGGGACGCAGUUCGGGCAGUUUGAAUUGGAAAUUGUCACGUGGCGAACAGAAUGUGAACAAUUUCUACGUAUUCAGUGCCAUUUCCAAUGAAAUCAACGAAAAACAAUUCAAUUUGAGGUACUCUUGUGCGAGGGAUAUCUACGAGCGAUACGUUCUCGUUGCUGGUCAGCCAGUCAUUUGCGCUGAAGUAAAAAACUGGGAAUCGUGUCACUACAUAUCGUCGAAUAUUUUCCGUAAGGAGGAACGUGACUGGAAAAUGGUCUAUUUGGCGCGGGCUGAAGACACUGAAACAGCCACCAUUGCAUGGAAAUUCAAUUUCACCGAAGAACAGCUGAUCAUCAAUUCGGUGUCUAUCAAAUUUGAGACGAAAACGUACGAAAACGGAGAGAUUGACCUGCAAAUCGUGAAUGAACAUGGUGAUGCAAUACAAACGAUGAGUGAACUGACCGGAUCGACAACGUUUUCCAUUAAUGUGACCAUGAAGGGCGGUAAAGGGGAGACGGCCUGGCAACACACCCAGCUGUUUCGGCAGAGAAUCGGAUCGAGCGAUUAUCCAUUUGAAAUAAACAUCACGUUCAAGUAGUGGUGUGGUCGUUCGAUGUGAUUGAGCGAUAUGGGAACGGGCAUAGCACUCUAUGUGGAACGGGUCGAACGUAUUUUGUAUUUUCUACAGUUUUAAUAAAACAAAAAUAUUUUAAUAUUCCA
Bradysia coprophila is the source of this 2178-nucleotide messenger RNA. RefSeq names its product N-glycanase Pngl (gene Pngl). The record is from RefSeq and is a predicted model, not a curated record. NCBI's taxonomy places the organism in Eukaryota, Metazoa, Arthropoda, Insecta, Diptera, Sciaridae. Gene Ontology annotation, biological process: glycoprotein catabolic process; protein deglycosylation. Gene Ontology annotation, cellular component: nucleus; cytosol; cytoplasm. Gene Ontology annotation, molecular function: peptide-N4-(N-acetyl-beta-glucosaminyl)asparagine amidase activity.